This is a messenger RNA of Thermothelomyces thermophilus ATCC 42464, 1098 nucleotides long. RefSeq lists its product as uncharacterized. Lineage: Eukaryota; Fungi; Ascomycota; Sordariomycetes; Sordariales; Chaetomiaceae. The transcript has 4 exons. The record is from RefSeq and is a predicted model, not a curated record. The annotation marks the transcript as partial.
AUGAAAGCGAUUCUAUGGCUAGUCUUCGGGCUGCUGGCGGCGGUGGUGCCGACGGCGUCUGCGGACAUGACAGCGACGCUCCAAGCUCUGCCUUCCUGUGCGGCCACUUGCCUCGUUGAAGGCGUCAUGGACUCGGCCUGCAAGAGGGACCCAACACCCGCCUGUGUGUGCACCAACGAGCCUCUCCAGAAACAGGUCACGCUGUGUAUCAAGGCCAACUGCACCGUCAAGGAGGCGCUCGCGGCAAAGAACCUCACAAACACCGAGUGCGGCGUGCUGCCCCGGAACCGGGCGGUCGGCUUCCCCAUCGCCUCGAUCGUGCUGGCCGUGAUAUCGUGCGGCAUGGUGGCGGUCCGGCUCGGCUUCAAGAUCUUUGUGACGCGCAGCCUGUCACCCGACGACUACGCCGUCGCCGUGCUCGUCGCCUUUGCAAUCCCCAGCAUCGUCAUCAUCCACGUCGGCAUCAUUCCUAACGGGGUGGGCAAGGACAUCUGGGCCCUGACCCCCGAAGAGAUCACCAACUUCCUCUUCUACUUCUACCUCAUGGCCGUCCUCUACUUUGCCCAGGUCAUGCUGGUUAAGCUAUGCAUCCUCUUCUUCUACCUGCGCAUCUUCCCCACCCGGGGCGUCCGCCGCCUGCUCUGGGCUACCCUCGCCUUCAACGUCGUCUGGGGCGUCCUCUACUUCUUCGUCGCCGUCUUCCAGUGCACACCCGUCAGCUACUUCUGGACCCACUGGGACGGCGAGCACGAGGGCAAGUGCCUCAACUCCAACGCCAUCGCCUGGUCCAACGCCAUCAUCAGCAUCGUCCUCGACCUUUGGAUGCUCGCCACCCCCCUGGCCCAGAUCCGCUCGCUCAAGCUCAACUGGAAAAAGAAAGUCGGCGUCGCCCUCAUGUUUGUCGUUGGCACUUUCGUCACCGUGGUUUCCAUCAUCCGCCUGCAAUCCCUCGUCGUCUUCGCCUCAUCCGACAACGCCUCCUGGGACAACUUCCCCGUCUCGCUCUGGUCCACCGUCGAGAUCAACGUCGGCAUCAUGUGCACCUGCAUGCCCACCCUCCGCCUCGUCCUCGUCCGCCUCUUCCCCGCCCUCGGCGGC